UUCACGCAUGUUCAGACUGACGUUUCAGUGCAGCUGCCUGCGAGGGCUGCACGAGCCGAGGAGACGGAUCUGAAACACGACGAACCUCGAGGCUGAUUUAAAGUGUUAACUCUCUGUAAAUGGGUUUAUCACCACGUCAACCCUUACUCUCGACACUCCCGUUUACCUCCAGCGAUAUCUGUGGAUGGAUUACUUUAUUCACGUCUUACCGAGAAGCCUUAACUACGCCCAGUCAGCAGCGGCAGCCAUAGCUCCGUCAUUGAGGCUGGAGGAUACUGCAAUCUUCCCCUGCAAUGGCCGUGUUUAGUCACCAGGUGCUCCUUGCAGUCACACGUUCAAGGGGUUCAUAUUUGUUAUCCAAGAGGCAAAGCUGCUCGUCGCUAUCUUCCAAAGCGUAUCUCCACAUAGACCCUCCUCGCCACAGCUCGUCCUUACUCACGCUCAGGCACUCCCGUCAUGGCUACCCCCACUGUUACCGAGGCCACACCCUCAGCCGUAAUCACAACUCCGCCCUGCUCGCUCGCUCUCUACACAGCUCAGGUGUUUGGCUCCAGGACAUAAAGCAGGAUGACAUUAAAGCCUCACCAGCCGCCUCACAGGAUGCUUCAAAAACGGACUCUAAUGCUGCCGCGGCCCAGUCACAACCUCCGACAGCUCCUGCUCCAACAUCCACAACCUCCACCACCACCGCUGCCACCGCCACAGCGGCUGCUGUACCACCCGUGCAGGAGCGGGCGGUGGCGAAAAAGUCUAUUUAUCUCAGGAUUGUGGAUGAGUUGAAGCAUUACUACAAUGGCUUCAGGUUACUUGGUAUUGACAUCAAGAUCGCAGGCAGGAUGGUGUGGAGGCUGCUACACGGACAACUGCUCUCUCGCAGGGAGAGGAGGCGGCUGAUGAGGACCUGUGCUGACCUCUUCCGUCUGGUGCCCUUCAUGGUGUUCAUCAUCGUUCCUUUCAUGGAGUUCCUCCUACCUGUCUUCCUCAAGCUCUUCCCAGAGAUGCUGCCCUCCACCUUUGAGACAGAGACCAAAAAGGAGGAGAAGCAGAAGAAGGGUCUGGCGGCUAAGCUGGAAUUGGCCAAGUUUCUCCAAGAGACCAUCGCUGAAAUGGCCCGAAGGAAUAAAGCAAAAGCUCUGACAGAAGAUGAGACGCAGCGCUUCUCCACAUAUGUUCAGAAGGUGCGGGGCACAGGUGAGCAACCCACCACAAAGGACAUUGUCCGGUUUUCGAAGCUGUUUGAAGACGAGCUGACGCUGGAGCACCUGGAGCGCCCCCAGCUUGUCGCUCUGUGUAAACUGCUGGAGCUGCAGCCCAUCGGCACCAACAACUUGCUGCGUUUCCAGCUGAUGUUGCAACUCAGAACCAUCAAGGCAGACGAUGAGAUGAUCGCAGCAGAGGGUGUGGCAGCUAUGAGUGUGUCAGAGUUGCAGGCUGCGUGUCGUAGUCGUGGGAUGAGGUCUCUGGGUCUCACCACUGACCAGCUACGUCUGCAGAUGCAGCAGUGGCUGGAUCUUCACUUGAAGGAGAACGUUCCUCCAUCACUGCUGCUACUCUCCAGAGCCAUGUAUCUGACCGACCUCAAACCCAAACCCCCAGUUAUCCCACCCGUUCCCAAACUCGAGAAAAGUACUCCUCCUCCAGUGGAGAGUGCAGGAGCGAACUCGAACGCAGUCACUACAGACAUGUUGGCAGACCCUGCCAUCAUCAUCAAAGAAAGACAGGUGGAGGAGUUGAGAGACAAAGCUCCUGUGAUCUCAGACAAACCUUUGACUCCUGCUGAAGUCCUUCAGGCUAAAGCAGCAACAGAAGUGAGCCAGAAGAGCAAGAUGAGUGCCAAUGGCGUGUAAAGAGGACCAGGAGCCUUUGGACUGCAGGGGAGAUGAACUCACACAGACCUGUGUCCUAAGGAGACGGGGGAAAGAGGGAUGACAGGGAUGUAGUGGUCAUAUGAUGGUCUACAUUUCAGUAGCCUUCUGUUCUUUAAGCUGCUCUUUCAAAAUUAUUCCCUCUCUUUGGAUCAGAGGGAAAGAAAAUCCCUGAUCAGCAUUGUGUGCAGCUCGUUGAUGAUUCAGUUCAUCCAGGAGUCAUGCUCCUCCAUCGUCCCUUUCUUUAAUAUCCAGGAAAGGUUUGCUUCAUCUCUGUGCUGCCAUGACCCUUCGCUUUCUCAUCUGUGCACUCCGUUUUCUGUAACUCUCCGUUAGAGCUAACCAGCCUCAGAUUUCACUGGACUGUGUGAUAACUUUGACCUUAUACCUGAGCGACGCCUGAACUGCCCAUGGCAGAGCCUGUUCAACUCAGUGUCUCCCCACAGUCUAGAUGGUCUCCUCCUCCUCCUCCUCCUCCUGUAUAUUUGUAAAUAUCCUGUAUAUUUUGUUUCUGUCAUCACAGCAGCAGCAGCGUUGUACAUUUUGCUAUGCAAAGGCCUAAUUUCUCUCAAGAACUUUAGAGUUUUUCUCUUUUAGCAGUUUUAUUUUUGUUUUAUUUGGAUACAUUUUUCACUCCUCUUAAGGAUAUGAGAGAACUCAUUUUUACAAGUAUGGUUUUGUCAAACUUCUUGGUCCAGUUAAGUCGCCAGCUUCAUUUUUGUUCGGUAAUCUGACACCAGGCUGAUGUGCUAAAGCAGUCAUUAAAGAUGGCACAUCUAGAACCUGCAGUAGAAUAAAAAUGUUAUUAAAAUGUCAUCUUAAUUUGUCAGCAGGUGGACCUGUAGACUUGGACCGGCCCUUUAUCUAAACAGGGUAACAUAGCGUAGUUUCUGCUGCUGUAAUCGGCAAACAAAGACCUGUUUAUAAUUAAGAGAGAGAGCUCACUCCUUAAACCCAGAGGGGACUGUGGUAAAAUGCAGUCUAUCUACUGGUAAACCACUGAACGGACAAUCCGUUAAAAAAGAAAAACCUAGAGUUUAUUUGCAUAUACAUUGUAUUAAUGUGUUUUAACACUAUGAUGCUACAAUUUCUUGAAACUGAAAAGAGAAAAUACUUGAUGUAUUAUUAAUAUUGGAGAGAAACGUCAACCUGAAGCCACAUUUGAGAUUAAUGUUAUUUUUUUGGUAUUGUGGCACUGAAAGACAAAUGUAAAGCAUUAUGACCGUUUCGCCAAAACCUCUCAAAAGUAUAUGACCCAAGGAAUUAACAGAAAUUUCCACACAUGAACAUUUACUGUACUAAUAUAGUUUCUGUGUGUGUUUGUCAGUGCUUAAGAUUUGUAACCCUCCCAUCCCCUUGUAUACAUUUGGCAGUGUUGGAGCGACUCAUUUCAUUGCAGCCAGAUGAAAGUUUUUUGUCUCCAUGCCAUUUUUCCACAUAGAUAUCUAUUCACAGGCACCUAACAAUAACAUACAUGACACUCUAUUUCUAAGCAAAAGCACUGCUAACAAAAAUGUAUAUUACUGGAUUUACAUAUGUGCCUGAAAUGAAAGGGUGAUUGCGGUUAUAUUUUUCAUCAGAGAACAGAUUUUCUAUAUUGUACCAUCGUCUAUUAGUAUUUUGGUUUGAUAUUUCACCUCCAUAUGUUUCUAGCAUCCAGUUGCACCCCUCUUUUUGAUUGAAUGUCUCCUUUCACCCUGCCCACAUUUGAUUCAGACGAUCAAUCCAAAUGAAAAAUGUAUUAUUUUCUUUAAAACAUAACUGAUGAAAAAACAGUAACCCUUUCAAACAGCUUUGCCCUUGUGGUGUGAAUGGGAUUCAGAAAAGAAAAAUAAGGAAACGGCAUAGAUGCUUUAUCGUCUUCGGUUUGUGCUGCUGCCAUAUUUAUAAAAAGUCUGAGACAGUUUAAGUGAAAGUGAACGGGGUCAUGUAACACUGUGGUGAUCACUGACUUAUUGAAAUAUUUCUCCCCAGACUUAAGUUAUGUGCUGAAAAGUUUUUGAGAAUAAAACAGUUAACUGGUACAGGCUGCUUUAGGAUUAGAUGAUUGACCAGCGUUUAAUGUAAUAUUGGAAACGGCUACACUGGUGCAUCUGCAAAACUGAAAAAUCUUAAUUGCAAUUUUUUUGCACCUUUAAUUCAUUUUCACCCAGAACAACAUUCUUCUUGGAACAGUGUUUGUUUACUUUUCAUUCAUCAGCAUCAUAGUGCGUUUGUUAACAAUGCUGUGCCUGUCUGGAUAUUAUUAUCAUCUACUGAUAAUGCAGAUGGUUCAUACAUCAGUGUCAUCAUGAUGUGUCCUCUGUCUUCAGGCCUAAUUUUGUUCUGUUUAGAAUUGCACUGCUGUCCAGUUACUUCUGACCCUGCAUUAAAUUUAUUCAUCACUAUACCAUGGCAAAUGAGCAUUGAAGUGAUGGAAAUGAAAAAACAAAUACACAUGAUUAAAUUCAUGAAACCCUC
Messenger RNA from Notolabrus celidotus (New Zealand spotty), 4325 nucleotides. It is a transcript of the gene letm2, whose product is annotated as leucine zipper-EF-hand containing transmembrane protein 2. Gene Ontology annotation, cellular component: mitochondrial inner membrane. The record is from RefSeq and is a predicted model, not a curated record. The transcript has 11 exons. Gene Ontology annotation, molecular function: ribosome binding. The coding region runs from base 294 to 1847 and encodes 517 amino acids. NCBI's taxonomy places the organism in Eukaryota, Metazoa, Chordata, Actinopteri, Labriformes, Labridae. Gene Ontology annotation, biological process: intracellular monoatomic cation homeostasis.